AUGGCGGGCUGGUGGCGGGCACUCCCGCGCGCCGCCGGGCGCUACCCCUGGCCCACGAACGUGCUGGUCUAUACCGCGCUCUUCUCGGCUGGCGACGCGCUGCAGCAGCGGCUGCGGGGCUGCCGGGCGGACUGGCGGCAGACGCGGCACGUAGCCACGGUGGCCGUGGUUUUCCACGGAAACUUCAACUACGUGUGGCUGCGCCUGCUGGAGCGCGCGCUGCCGGGCAGCGCGCCGCGCGUCAUCCUGGCCAAGGUGCUGUGCGACCAGGCGCUUGGCGGGCCGGUGGCCGUCUCUGCCUUUUACCUGGGUAUGAGUAUUCUCCAGGGGAAGGAUGACAUAUUUUUGGACUUGAGACAGAAAUUCUGGAAUACAUAUAAGAGUGGUCUGAUGUACUGGCCUUUUGUACAGCUCACCAACUUCAGCCUCGUUCCUGUUCCCUGGAGAACAGCUUACACCGGACUCUGCGGCUUUCUGUGGGCCAUCUUCCUCUGCUUUUCACAACAGGGUGGUGAUGGCACACUGAAGUCAGCUUUCGCUUCCCUUCGCACAAAGGGGACAAAUGAAGUUGAAAGCCCCCCAGAGAAAUGACAAGUCAAGAACUCCCUGAAAGGGACUAAUUUUUUCCCCUUAAAUGCAGUGGACCUGCUUGCAGAAGAAACACUCUCCUUACCAGUUAUGUGCUCCCUUUUGAAGAACUACUAUUCUGUAGACCCACCUGGGUCCCCCCGCCCCCCAAGUUUGAGACCCAGUUGUUUUUAAUUAGCAGUAAUAAUUUUCAGUUUUAUUCAAAUCUUUUUUUUUUUUUUCAUUCUAAUCUGAAAGUAUUACUUCUCUAAUGUUUUCCCUUCUCUAAUACUUUGGUUAGUAUUAGGAACAGUGGCAAAGUGGCAUUUUAUAAUCAUUACUAUUUCUAGUCCACUAUUUCAUUGCCAGUUGAUUUAAGGCAUUUCGAUUGUAUACAUCGCUUCUAAAAA
Phacochoerus africanus (Common warthog) is the source of this 977-nucleotide messenger RNA. RefSeq names its product MPV17 mitochondrial inner membrane protein like (gene MPV17L). Gene Ontology annotation, cellular component: membrane; cytoplasm. The record is from RefSeq and is a predicted model, not a curated record. Bases 1 to 591 code for a protein of 196 amino acids. The transcript is spliced from 4 exons. NCBI's taxonomy places the organism in Eukaryota, Metazoa, Chordata, Mammalia, Artiodactyla, Suidae.